Messenger RNA from Amphiprion ocellaris (clown anemonefish), 3375 nucleotides. It is a transcript of the gene slc2a12, whose product is annotated as solute carrier family 2 member 12. The record is from RefSeq and is a predicted model, not a curated record. NCBI's taxonomy places the organism in Eukaryota, Metazoa, Chordata, Actinopteri, Pomacentridae. Gene Ontology annotation, cellular component: membrane. The transcript has 7 exons. Gene Ontology annotation, molecular function: transmembrane transporter activity. Gene Ontology annotation, biological process: transmembrane transport. Bases 173 to 1909 code for a protein of 578 amino acids.
GGCUAAAGUGGUGUUCUGCCCAAAACAAGCAGAGUUCGUGCAGAAACACGAGUCUGGCCGUGAGACGGACAGACAGGAGGACAGACAGGAGGACAAACAGGAGGACAGACAGGCCGAUGGACCGACAGACGGACUGAACGGAGAGCAGCUGCAGGCCUACUGAUAGAGGCUGAUGAUGGACCACAAACCUGAGACCCAGAAAAUGACCACAUACCUGCCGGGCAGCCCCACCUCAGAGACCCAGAAACUGGCUCCGCCCCCAGGACCAGGAUGCAGCUGGCUGGUCGUCAUGGCGGCAGUGGCGGCGUCGCUCAGCGGCCUGAUGCUGGGCUACGAGAUGGGCCUGACGUCUGGCGUCCUGCUGCAGCUCCGAGGCGUCCUGUCGCUGUCCUGCCGGGAGCAGGAGCUGCUGGUCGGAUCCCACCUGCUGGGCGCUCUGCUCAUCUGCCUGGCCGGAGGUCCCGUCCUCGACCGCUACGGCCGCCGCUGCUCGCUGCUGCUGAGCGCCGCCCUGGUGGUGGGAGGAACCGUGGUGCUCGUGGCCGUCACCUCGCUGGCGGCGCUCACGCUGGGCCGGCUGAUCGUCGGCAUGGGGACCGCCCUGUCGGGGACGGCGGCGUGCCUCUACAUCGCAGAGAUCUCGCCGCAGGAGAGGCGGGGCCUGCUGGUGACGCUGUACGAGCUGAUGCUGGUGGUCGGCGUGAUGCUGGGCUUUGGCUGCAGCUACGCCUUCGCCUCGCUGCCCCGCGGCUGGGCGUACACCUUCGGACUGGUCGUCCCGCCAGCGCUGCUGCAGAUCGGAGCGCUGCUGUUCCUGCCGCUCAGCCCUCGCUUCCUGGUCGCCCAGGGUAGGGUGGAGCAGGCCAGGGCGGUGCUGGCCAGGCUGAGGGGUGGAGUCAGUGAGCAGGUGGAGGCGGAGUUGAGAGACAUCCAGGUGGGGCUGAAGGAGGAGUCAGAGCACAGCUUCUGGGAGCUGUUCAGCGGUAAAGCUAACCUGCGGCUACGCCUGCUAACAGGUGUAGCUCUGGUGUUCCUGCAGCAGGCGACCGGCCAGCCCAACAUCCUGUCCUACGCCUCGCCGCUCCUCCGCAGUGUCGGCUUCAACAGCGAUGCCGCCGCCACGCUGGCCUCCACCGGCUUCGGGGUGGUCAAAGUGGUGUUCACCGUCCCUGCCGUGCUGCUGGUCGACCGGGUCGGGCCCAAGAGCUUCCUGUGUGUGGGUGCCGUGGCCAUGGGGAUGUCUUUAGCCGCUCUGGGAACUCUGACUCUGCAGAGCCACACCCACCUGACCAGCCUCUGUAAGAGCCACACCCACCUGAACCACACCCACCUGCUCUGGGAUCUAAACAGAACCGCUCUGGACCAGGACGACCUGGAUCUUUACUCCAGUCAGCUCCCGCCUGAGUGGAUCAGCGAGGAGGCGGCGGGGACAGAGGACCAAUCAGGAGGAAGGACUCAUGUCGAGGUGUCGUCAUCACUGAAGUGGGCGUCGCUAAUCAGCCUGCUGCUGUACAUAGCGGCCUUCUCCAUCAGCCUGGGGCCAAUGGUGUAUGUGGUCCUCAGUGAGAUCUUUCCGAUGGGAGUUCGAGGUCGAGCUGUUUCUGUGGUGUCAGCUGUGAACUGGGCCACAAACCUUCUCAUCUCCAUGACCUUCCUCACCAUCACAGAGUUCCAGGUCCUUGAAGUCCGUAGAGAGAAGAUCGGCGUUCCCAACAUCAUGUUCCUCUACGCCGCCAUGAGCUUCGUUCUGCUGGUCUUCGUCAUCCUCUGCGUCCCGGAGACCAAAGGCCGAACUCUGGAGGAGAUCUCCAAAGAGCUGGCUAAGAAGAAGAACUUCCAGCUGAGGCUCUGCAGGAAGGUCCAGCCCAAAGAGGGUCUGAUCAGGACCAAGAGUCUAGCAGUGGUCUGAGUCAGGACGGACUUUUAUUAUCGCAGUAAAACAUCUUCAUCUUCAUCUUCAUCCACAGCUGGUCCUUGUCCUGCAGCUGCUUCCUUCAGUGUUUGUGGAUUCAUCAGAUUUAAACUCUCAGGGUCAGAACCAGGAUUACAUCAUGUAGAAUAAACACGCCGACAGCCACAACUCUAAAACCAGCUGCUGGACUCUGAAGGUCCUCUGAUUGGUCCAAAAAGUUUUUUCUGGGUAUGUUUUGCAUCUCUUUGCAGUUUCUUUGUGGUUGUUUUUGUCUCUUUUUGCUAAUUUUUUUUCAAUUAGUGGUCAUUUUGCGUCUCUUUGAGGUAAUUCGUUGUCCAUUUGUUAUGUUGCAUCUUUUUACGGUUUCUUUAUGGUUGUUUUUUGUCUCUUUGAAGUAAUGCUUCAUCUUUUUGUGUCUCUUUGCAGUCAUGUUUCGUCUUUGUGGUCAUUUCUGGUCUCUUUGUGGUUAUUGUGCGUCUCAUGAUGAUAUUUUUGCAUCUUUGCGGUUCCUUUGUGGUUAUUUUGUGUCAUGGUUUCUUUUGCAUCACUUGGUUUUUAUGUUUGUUCUCAUUUUUCUUCUUUCAGUUUUUUUUGUCGGUUUGUGGUCAUUUUGUAUUUUUGUUCGGUUCUAAUGACUUCAGACGCUACCAGUUCACCAAACGUUCUGCAGAUGUUCUGAUCCAGUCGUCUACAUCACAGUUUGUCUCUUGGAUCUGUUACUUGUUUUUACCUGCUGCCUCAUAGAGCCCCCUACUGGCUGUUGCCAUGGUAACCGGUGGUUUUAAUGUUGUGGCUCGGUGUGUUUUAUUCCAGAUUUUACUCCCCUGAAUGAAACUAAACCUACUUUAGUGUUUUCAUUAGUUUUUUCCAUUUUCAGCGAACUUUAUGCUGUAGAGACACUAAUUACCACUCAUUCCUGAUCCUUUCACAAUAAAAUCACCUCUUCAGGAACGAGAAUUGAAAACCUCAUCAGGUCUGUAGUGAGGUUUGGUAGAAAGUCUAACAGUAAAUUUUGUAGUCGGAAGUUUGAAAAGAUGUUUUUGUACUUGUGAUGCCAAAAUGUAUAUGAAUUUAUUAAUUAACACAAAGAGGAAUGUUUUAAAUCCUGCUGUGGACGAUCAGUUCAUGAUUAAAACGGCACUUUUUAGAUGUGUUUUAAUGAAAGCUGUAGAACUGCUGCUGCUGCUCUGAGAUCAAUGGACACAAAACACGCCGAGGCCUUUUCAUCGGACUUUAUUUUCAUACAAAAUACAAAAAAUUCAAGUGUCAUGAAGCUUCAGCUGCAUCGUCGAACGUGUUCUUCCUGUCACGGGUUAUUUACAUACGUGUCGUCUCCAUGAUGAUGCUGCUGCCGUUUCUCGUCACGUCUCUGCUGCAGCUCUGGACAGUUUUUACAUCCUGAUCCAAUAAAAAGCUUCUUUUUCUGAAUGUUAAUAAAGCAGCAGCUGUGUUCAGUGAAAGCC